AUGGAACCAGAGGCUGAAGACCCGGGCAACAAUGAUAAUUUGAGCCCUUGGUCAGGUUCAGAUGGUUCCCAGGAACUUUGUGUCUCCGAAUCCUUGGCAGAGUCCUACAGUGAAGAUGAUAUCAUUAAUGAAUACUCUUUAGACCCACAUCCUCCUCAUUUCCCAAAGUCUGACCCUGAGUCCCCAGAACGCCUUCAGUCACAAGACUGGGAAUCUGCAGGUGAGAGAUUGCCUGAACUAAGUGAAAGUGAAGAGGAUGUUUCGUACCAAGAAGAGGAUGACAUGUACUUUAUUGAAUCAAGAGAAUCCAUCACAGAGUCUCCUCAGAUCCAAACCUCACCAGUAUCACUGUCCCCACAACCAGAUCGCCCAAACUCCAAGCCUCCCACUGGCCAGAUAUCAAAACUGCAUUCCCUGUCAUCUUCCUCCUCUCUUGGCUGUGCAGCUGACAUGACCCUGGCCUUGACCCUGACCACAGAAGAGCGGAUUGGGGCCAGUAAUAGGCAGGACUCAGGGACAGGGAACAGGAGGGUUGAAUCUUCAGAGGAAGGAGGGAGUAGUGAAGCACCUCCUGCUUCUGUCUUCUUUGAAAUUUCAGACGAGGGUGCUCAGCAGGCAGAGAAGUGGAACUCGGAGUCUGACACAGACCCAUGCAGAAAGGACCGACACAGGGCAAGGUAUACAAAGCUCAGUUACAGUGAGAGCCAAUCAGAGAGACACGUCAAGGAGACUAAGUCUAAAUGUAAACGAAUUGCUCGGCUUCUAACUGAUGCACCCAAUCCUCAAAACAAGGGAGCCUUGCUGUUUAAAAAGCGCCGCCAGAGGGUCAAGAAGUUUACACUUGUGAGUUACGGCACAGGUGAUAAGGUUGACAGUGAAGACCAAAUAAAGGAGGAAACUGAAGAAGUCAGAUCAGCCUCGUAUAACUUUGUGGCCACAAGUGAUUCUGAUUUAGAGGAGGAGUACUCUGUUUAUCACCAGCAGCAUAAUUUAAGUCUGAAUUGGGGAAGUGUUCGAGAAAUGGAAGCACUACCAGAAACUAAAGGGAAGGGAGUCUUGAUGUUUGCCCAACGCCGGAAACGGAUGGAUGAAAUUGUGUCAGAGCAUGAAGAACUGAAGAGUAAAGGAUUACCUGUAGAGGAACUAACAGAACCUGAAUGCACAGAAGCACAGAAUAUUUAUGACACUAAGGAAAUGUACAUGCAUACUGAUCAGGCAAACUACAUGGAUGCGAGUCACAAGCGUCAUGUAGAAUACCAAGAAAAUACUCAACAGAUGAACCAUUUAGCCAAUGUGCCAAGACCCUUGGUGCCAAACAGAACUGCGAAGCCCUUCCUAGGAUUUCAAGAUGGGACAACUGCUCCUGUCAUGCCUGGUGGCCUUGUUCCAGUGACAAAGAAGAACGAAUCGAGAUUCAAAGUACCUGUGGCUAUUAAUACUAACCCACAGGUUUGGUCCCCAACUGGAGACAUCAUAGCCUCAAGAGAUGAGCGAAUAUCUGUGCCUGCAAUUAAGACCGGAAUCCUACCAGAGUCAAAAAGGAAAGCAACUAUUAAAAAACCUUCAAUGCUAGCGCAAGAAUCAGAUCCUCACUUUCAAAACAAAGGGGGAAGGAGGUCUUAUAUUGAGUCAGAGGAAGACUGUUUUAGUCUUGGGGCUGAAGCGUGUAACUUUAUGCAACCCAGAACAAUAAAACUUAAGAAUCCCCCUCCAGUAGCCCCCAAACCUACCAUCAACCCUACCUGCCCACCUUGGAUAAGGAGGAGUCCUUCUGGUGAGCCAUAUAUUCCACCAAGAAGUCCGGUUUCACAACCUUCUCACAGUGCUGCGAGGCCUCAAAGUCAGCAUUACUUACAGCGGCAAGAUUGGGCUCAGCCUCAACAGUUGGCCAACCAUUGGGCGCCAGAUCAAACUCAGGCAACACUUCAAACACCCGCCCACGCCUGGGUUCCAGUCAAUUCCUCUUCUCAACUUCAUCUUCAGCCAACCACAAAUAGCUGGACUCAACAGCCACCACGAUGCCCUGUGAGUAUGCAGGCCCACAGUCCUACUUACAGCCCACAGCACCCACCUUCCCCCUCAAGGAAUAAGUCAGACAGUGUUCCAAACUCAGUUGCCUCUUGCCCACCACAAGCAGGGAAGUCAUACGUUCAUGCAUCAAAAGCAUGGCAAGCUUCUCCAAAGGGUCGAGUCUUGGAGAGAAGUAUUAAUCGGGCUGGUGAGGCUCCAGCUAUGGUAGGAAAAGGUGCAGAGUUGUUUGCAAAAAGACAGUCCCGUAUGGAGAAGUUUGUUGUCCAUGGUGAAACAGUGCAAACUAACAAAACAAGAUCACCCUCUCCAACCUUGUCCCUCCCUACCUCCUGGAGAUAUUCUUCCAAUAUUCGUGCCCCACCCCCUUUAUCAUACAAUCCCCUUCUUGCUCCUUUCUACCCUCCAUCAGCAGCCAAGCAACCCCCUUCCACAAGCCCCAAAAUCAAGCCUGAGACCAAAGAAAAACCUAAAGCAUCCCCAAAGCACCUAAAUGCCUUAGAUAUUAUGAAACAUCAGCCUUAUCAGUUGGACUCGUCACUGUUCAAGUAUGAUGCAGUCCCUGAAGCCAAAAACCCCAGCCCAAAACCAACUCCAGUGUCAAAGUUUGAGGUUACCAAAAGACUUAAACAUAGAUCUGCCUCUUUUCACUUUCCUUGUAAUGCCUCUGAGCUUGCUGUUCAGGGUAAGGCAGAAGCCCCUGCUAAGUCUCCUGGAUCGGUAAGUUCCCAAAAUUCUACUGCCCGCCAAAUCACAAGAUCAGCUGAGCCUCCUGCAACUGCCGCACACUUGGAUGAAAAGCACACUGUCACACCUGCAGCCCAUCACAUAACCAACAAGCGAGCACCAAGCGCCCGAUCCACCAGCACAUCAUCCCAGCAGUCAUCUACUGGUGACAGCAUAGCUUCAGCUUUUUCUCCUGCAUCUCUUAUUGCUAGAGGCGCACGUCAAAUGGCUCCUUGGCCAAAAUUUUCUGCUAAGAAGCCAGUAGUGAUGGGUAAAAAGUGGAGGCCUGUUGCAAUGCUUCAUUAGUUGUAAUGCUGUAUAUGGUCAAGCUUUGGUGUAAUCAACACUGAGAUGAUAGACCACACUUACGCCGCAGCGUGCUAACAUCUAAAAUGGUUUCCUUAAAUGUUGGAAAUGUAUAGACUUUUGCACUGUCUAAAUGUAGGCCACAUCCAAAAUCACUUACAGUAUUCAGCUAUAAAGAUAUAUUUAGCUGGCAACUUAAGGGAAACUUGAAAAAGCAGUUGAGUGAACAGCAAAGCUAGUUUAAAAUUGUGAUGAAUCAAUGGAAUACAAACUAAAAUAAAUACAUAUAAUAUUUAUAAAUAACUAAAUAAUUGUAACACAUUACAUCAUCUUCCUAAAACUUGGGAGGUGUAUGCCUGUUUCAAAAAGGAAAUGUGAGACUAAAUAAUGUUGAGUGAUUCCCAGGAAGUGCUAUUACAAGUGCAAUAAUGUGUGUAGAGAGCCUUGUUCAACUAAGGUCUCUAGUUUGAGUUGUUAUGUAGCAGUAGUCACCAAUGACCCCAAAACAACACACAACAAUAAUAUUUAUAAAUACACUUAUUUAUCAGAUUUAAAUUUAAGUCCAAAAUAUUCAUAAUUCUGUCAUCUGGGAUAAGAGUAACUCACUUUUACAAUUAAAUGUACACAAUAUUUUUGAAUCAUUUAGUGUG
This is a messenger RNA of Xiphias gladius (swordfish), 3710 nucleotides long. It is a transcript of the gene synpo2b, whose product is annotated as synaptopodin 2b. Bases 1 to 3060 code for a protein of 1019 amino acids. Gene Ontology annotation, molecular function: actin binding. The record is from RefSeq and is a predicted model, not a curated record. Lineage: Eukaryota; Metazoa; Chordata; Actinopteri; Istiophoriformes; Xiphiidae. Gene Ontology annotation, biological process: positive regulation of actin filament bundle assembly. Gene Ontology annotation, cellular component: nucleus; actin cytoskeleton; Z disc. The transcript has 2 exons.